Molecule: messenger RNA, 1676 nt
Organism: Acanthopagrus latus (yellowfin seabream)
Lineage: Eukaryota; Metazoa; Chordata; Actinopteri; Spariformes; Sparidae
Product: isoaspartyl peptidase/L-asparaginase
Exons: 7
Coding region: 83-1072 (329 amino acids)
Molecular function (GO): asparaginase activity
Source: RefSeq, a predicted model, not a curated record
CUUGACAUCACCGUGCGGGCGCCUUUUAUUUCUGGACCGAGUGGAGCCAAACUAUUGACAGAGACCACGAAAUCACGUGACCAUGGCGGAGCGUUCGUCCCGCGUGAUGAAGCGCGAAGAUCCGGACAGGAGCUCAAAGAUGUCAGCGGUCGUGGUCGUGCACGGUGGGGCUUGGGCCAUACCGGACCAGCUGGCCGAGGCGUCUGUCGAUGGAGUGAAGGCCGCGGCGUGUGAGGGGUCCUCGGUGCUGAAAAGAGGAGGGAGUGCGCUGGAUGCCGUCGAAGCAGCUGUGAGGGCUCUGGAAGACAACCCUGUGUUUAAUGCAGGGCACGGAGCGACGCUAAAUGCCGACGGAGAGGUGGAGCUGGACGCCAUCAUCAUGGACGGAAGGACACUCGCCAGUGGUGCAGUGUCUUCGGUGAAGAACAUCGCCAAUCCCGUGUCACUGGCACGGGCAGUGAUGGAAAAGACUGCCCACGUCAUGCUGACGAGCAGAGGCGCAAACCUGUUUGCAGAGAGCAUCGGCGUGGUGGCCGUCCCCCCUGACGCGCUGCUGACCGAGUAUGAGAGGAAAGAAUGGGAGAAGCACAAGACCUACGUCACUGGAGUGGAUGAAGAUUUUAACACUCAGUGGGCUCAUGAUACCGUCGGGGCGGUCGCCGUGGACACCGCUGGUAAUGUUGCAUGUGCAACAUCAACUGGAGGGAUCCGGAAUAAAAUGGUCGGCAGGGUGGGAGACUCGCCUGUCAUUGGCGCCGGAGGAUACGCAGACAACCUCAGCGGUGCCGUGUCUUGCACCGGGCAUGGGGAGUCUAUUCUUAAAGUCACGUUGGCCAGACUCAUUCUUUCACAUGUUGAACAAGGUAAAUCUGUAGCAGACUCCUCCCAGCUGUCUCUGCGGUACAUGGCGGAUCGUGUCCGCGGUGCAGGAGGCUCUAUCGUGGUGUCUCCAUCGGGACAGUGGGCAGCCACGUUCACCACGGACCGGAUGGCGUGGGCGGCGGUGGAUCAGGAUGUCCUGUGGUAUGGUUUAGACCCGGAUGAAAGGUUAAAAGAGCAGUUGUCGCAGUAACUGUCCAGUUUUGAUAUGAGUCACAUCAUUGAGCCUGUGUUUUCCAUCUGUUUCCUAUACUAACUCACUCUGGUUUAGAUUGUUUGGGCUGUCUUGAUGGACGUUUGCUGAAGUUGUCUCUAUAGAAAUGGAAAUAAGGAGUGUUAUACUCAUUCUAAUCAAAGCUAUGUACUUUAUAUAUGAACAGUGAAACAUAAACUGUACCCGAUGGAGAGGGUGGAUGUUAGAGGAUAUCCAUUGGUGUCUAAUAACAAACAUAAAGUAUUUCAAAGGCUUUCUAAGUCUUGGUAGCGUACCAUUUGAUAGACUGUGUGCCAUAUGCUCGUGCUUAAAUAUCUGAUUUAUUUCACUUAAGUCUGUUUAACUCUGUGUAGGUUUUUUUCUUCACAAUUACAAUGCCCCAAGUGUUCCUCAUCACAAAUAGUUCUCUAAUUUGCAUGUGAACUCACACACGUCCGAUCCAGUUAAUGUCAAAGCGUUUCACAAGACAUGUUGAUCAGCUCACACGUGUAAGAGCAGAGCAAUGAACUGCAGGUCUGGUUUUUGAAAGACGUGCAGAAAUUGGACAAUACAACUACAAUGAAUAUUAAAGAAAUUCAAGAUA